AUGGAGAUGAAAGCAACAUUGGAAUCCAAAGGGGAAGUGGAAUUCUACGUGUGUACCCUCGGGAAAAGCGUGAGCAUCAAGAAGAGCAUGGUGUCAAUCUCAAAGGAGAUGAAGAUAGAGCACCGGCGGGUUUUCACUCCGUCAGUGAUUGAACCAUCGUUAGGAAUUGGUCGGAUCAUGUACUGUUUGUAUGAGCAUUGUUUCAGCACAAGGCCAAGCAAAGUAGGGGACGAACAGUUGAACGUGUUUCGUUUCCCUCCGCUUGUAGCUCCCUUUAAGUGCACCCUUGUCCCGCUUGUUCAGAAGCAACAACUCGAGGAAGCAACCACACACUUAUCUAAGGAACUCAAAUCUGCUCGCAUCAAACAUAAGAUUGACAUCACUGGUACAGCGAUAGGGAAAAAAUACGCGAGAAGCGAUGAGCUUGGAGUGCCAUUUGCAAUAACAGUGGACUCAGAGACAUCGGUGACGAUCAGAGAAAGAGACUGCAAAGAACAAGUCCGAGUCAGCUUGGAGAAGGCAGCCUCUGUCGUGAGCGCCCUCGCCGAGGGGAAGAUGACGUGGGAUGACGUCCGGAAAGCUUCCAGUGAUUUUCCUCUGUCAUCAUCUUUAGAUUUAUGA
Thlaspi arvense is the source of this 621-nucleotide messenger RNA. NCBI's taxonomy places the organism in Eukaryota, Viridiplantae, Streptophyta, Magnoliopsida, Brassicales, Brassicaceae. The record is from the annotation of a GenBank genome assembly.